Molecule: messenger RNA, 567 nt
Organism: Peniophora sp. CBMAI 1063
Lineage: Eukaryota; Fungi; Basidiomycota; Agaricomycetes; Russulales; Peniophoraceae
Source: the annotation of a GenBank genome assembly
AUGAACACUUUCACUACGCUCACUCUCGUCGCGGCUCUUGCGGUAUCGAAUGUCGCUGCGUUCACGAUCAACUUCAAGAACAACUGUGAUGAACCUGUUUGGGCGGCAGUCGGUGCUGCACCGAACGGCGUCCCGAAUCCCUCCAUCGCAUAUGGGAAGGAGCUUGCCCCGGGCGCAUCCUCAAGCUAUGGCGUCUCAGAUACCGCUCUUGGCAUUCGCGCAUGGGGCCGCACCGGCUGCGACGCGAACGGCGCGAACUGUGCGACAGGCAACUGUAACGGCGGGCUCGUCUGCACCGACGGAGGCAUCACCGUCGGCGUGAUCCUCUCCGAAUACGGAUACGGCGACUUCGGCGCCAACUUCGGAGGCCAGCGUACCGCUUGGGACUUAUCGCACGUCGACUCGAGCAUCAAUCUCGACACGCAGCUUACCGACGGCGCUGGGCAAACUGUGACGUGUACGCUUGCGAAUUGCCCUGCUGACCAGGCCUACGACUCGGCGACGGACUAUGCGGCGGAUCGCAACUCGGCGCUCGGGGCGUCGUUCACUCACACGUUCUGCCCUUGA